UCUCGGCGCAUAUUUCUAUGCACAAGAGUAAUCCAUUGCUGAAACGGGAAAACUUGGAAAGAUGUGAUUACGUAAGUUUCUUCAAUGUUUGGAUAUUUUUCUGACUUUCCUUGAUAUUGGUCUGGGUUUAUAGAAUAUUUUAUUCUUAUUUAUCAGAUAUUAUUCUGGGUUGUUGAGAUAUUAAUCUGGGUUGUUAGGAUAUUAGUCAAUGAUUAACUCACUAACUUUAUUGUGUUUCAGAUCUUCUUUCCAAUGUAUCGAGAUGAUCACUACCGAGUGUACGUCGCUGACAUGAAGAAUAGGAAGACUUUCCUACUCGACAGCCAAAAGCCCAAUGCCCGAGUGGCUAAAGAGGAUCAUGGACCAGUAGGGAAAGUGAUUUUUGAGUAUGUGACCGAGUUCCUCAAAGAGCAGGGGGUCGAUUGUAGAUUGGAUGAGUGGGAAUUCAGCAUUGCUGACUUUCCUCAGCAAUUUGGCAUCGAUGAUUGCGGUGUAUUUGCUUGCCUUUACAUGGAGCUAUGGGCGGGUCACCUUCCGGUGCAAUAUAAAAACAGUUGGCCCAAGCAGCAACAUGUGGAGGAACAACGAACACGGAUUGCAGCUAACCUCCUGUAAUGGAACUAUAACGGCCACAAGGAUGCAAUAAUUCAAGGAGCAAAGGAUUGAAGUAUGCAGAAAGAGAAAGAGAAAGGGAAAAAGAAGAGAAAUUGAUUUUAGAUUUGUUUAGGUGUGCUGGAUAGUUUAUAAAACUUAACUUAGGGUUGGUUCAUAUUUAGGAAUGGUUGAUGGUUUGCAUUAGGAUGGAGGAUAUUUUGGUAGAUAUUGUCCUGUGAUUCCAGGAUACGUUUUUGUGGUGCAGUGGAUAUGAAUCCACUUGUUAAGGAUACUUGUCUGGGCAAACUUGAUAUGUACUGUAAUAUGUACAUAUAUUAGUCUGGGCUUUCUAGAUAUCAGUAUUAGCAGCAACAAAUACAAUAGUAUCAAUGAU
Messenger RNA from Linum trigynum, 988 nucleotides. NCBI's taxonomy places the organism in Eukaryota, Viridiplantae, Streptophyta, Magnoliopsida, Malpighiales, Linaceae. The record is from the annotation of a GenBank genome assembly.